AUUAUGGGUUUAUUUUAGGCUUUUAUUUUCUUGUCUCAUACCUUUGUUGCCAUGGUAACCUUCCAACAUCCCCCAAAUUGCCCCUUCGUCUGGCUGAUGGGUGGUCUCUUUUCUUCUCUUGAACCACGCCGGUGCACACACAGGGGCCGCCGUCUCGUCGUCUCCGUCUCCGUCUCUCGUCCCUGUGUUGUGUUUGUUGUCGAGGAGACGGCUGGACGCCAGAUGACGGCAAAUUGAUCCGGCCGGUCGCAGAUGGAGACGUGUGAGCGAAGCCUGAGUGGCUCAGACCUCCGAGUGUCACGUCUCUCCCGUUCCUCCAGAAGUGUGGUUUUUUUCCAAGCAAAACAUCGUUUGCCCGUGAGUCUCUCCCUCCCUCCUCUACAGGUCCGAUUUAUUAAAGUCAGAAACACAGAUCGUGACACCGAACGUAAACGCCCUCAUCAGUGAGGCGCUCGAAGCUGCAGAGCCGGAAUCAAAAGAGGAAGUGCUAACUGCCACAUCCUCUCGCUUUGUGUUCAUCAGUCAGCCCUGCGAUGUGUUUCGUUUUAAAGCAGCCGUACGAAGCCGGGUGCAGUCGGGCCUUUUUCAUUAGCAGGAUUCACAAGAGGUCGAGUUGCAGCCUCUCCACUUCUCACACCGCUGCCUUGACAUAGGCAGAGUUGACAUCAGUUGAGGAACCCGGUUUGAGUCCCCCUUUUCUGUGGAUCUGCUCUCUGAGAGCUGAAGGAUUUCUUGACAGGCCAGCCGGCAGCAGUGGAUUUCUCGCCUUGAGGGAGGGGAGGGGGGCAGGAACGAUGGAGGCUGACAUCUUCAAGUACCACAAAGCUGAAGAUGCGCUGGAUGCUGAGUCUUUUCAGGGAGAGAAGAGAAAAGUUAUUCAACCAGCAUCUUUAAAAGACCCAAGGCUUGAAAAGCUUAAAGAGGCGUUGGUUGAUUGGAUCAAUAGGAGUUUGAUAGCGGAGCACAUUGUGGUUCAGAGCCUGGAGGAGGAUCUGUACGACGGGCUGGUGCUCCAUCACUUGCUGUCCAGACUGGGCGACGUGAACUUGAGCGUGGAGGAGAUCGCGCUGACCAGCACGGCUCAGAUCCACAAGCUGGAGGUGGUCCUGGACGAGCUGGACAAGAGGCUGGGUCUGCAGGACGGCGGCGGGAUCAAGUGGAACGUCAAACUCAUCCACGGCAAAGACCUGCUGGCCACGCUCCAUCUCCUGGUUGCCAUGGUGAGGUGUUUCCAGCCUGAACUGGAUUUGCCCUCGAACGUGAAGGUUGAAGUCGUGGUCGUGGAAGUCAGCAAGAGUGGAAUCAAGUCAGAUGUGCAGAUCGAAGUCCUCACCGAGGAAAGCGAGGCAGACUCAGACUCCCUCGGCAGGACUGAAAGGGAGGAUCCCAUAGAGCGACUGCUGAAGCUUGAUGCCCACAAGGUCAACACAGUGAAGAAGGCCAUCCUGCAUUUUGUCAACCAGAACAUGGCGGCCGUGGGGCCUCAGGUGGCCGACAUGGACAAACAGUUCGCUGAUGGAGUGAUCCUGCUGCUGCUGAUUGGACAGCUUGAAGGUUUCUUCAUCCCCCUCUUUGACUUCAACUUGACCCCUGUCAGCCACUCCGAGAUGCUUCACAAUGUGACCUUGGCCUUGGACUUGUUGAACGAUUGUGGAUUGCAGAUCCCCAAUGUUGAGCCAGAAGACAUCGUCUCUCAGGACAUCACGGCCACCAUGAAGGUCCUGUACCCGCUGUUCAAGAAGCACAAAGCCAAAUGAGAGCGAGGACGUCGGGAGGAAAGGAACCGAGCGCCUGAAUCUGUGGAGCAUUGACAGGUUUUGGCCAAUGCUGCCGUCCGGGCCUGUUGUCACUCCUGUGGCCAUCAUUUCUUCCUGUCAAAAUUCUCUCUGAAAUGAUUAUUGAGGCAUGUUUAGCUUCUCCAUUGUGUAAGAAAUUAAUUAAAAGAUACUAAAACUAUUAAAUAUUCUUAUUAUUAUUAAGCAUAUGUGCCACGUUACAACUGUUACAGACUGUAUGUAAAGACAAAGCAACUAUUUCACAUUAAAAGCACCUGGAUAAGACUUUUUAAGCACAGUUUUGACAAACCUGUCCUGCAAAAGAACAUUUGUCCCUUUUGUAGAUAUAAAUAAACAGCGCAUUAAACUUAAAAGAUGAAGGCUGAGCUGUUGGAGGCAGCUGCAGCAGCAAAAUGACUUUGGCAUGAGCGUAUUUGAAGACGGAGGAGUGAAAAGGGGGCUGAGUUAUGGCUGACUGCACCUGACCGAACCGCUAAUGGGAAAGUCUGAACGAAGCAGCUGAUGCAAGUCAGGUGAUCCCGACGCAAUUUUCGGUGGCCGGCUUCACCAAGCUGAGAACAUCGAUUUUAACAAGAACAAAAUUUAACGAACGUCGGAGAGACAGACUUCUGUGAAACAGAUAAUGGAGGGAGAAAGUAGAAACUGUUAUUCAGAGGUCAUCUGGAGAGGAAAUGCUCUCUUAACCUGAUCUAUUUGAAUGAACAGUCAUAAGUAAACAAUCAAAACUGUCAGUUGAAUCAACUGAACAGCAAUGUUUUUCUUUUUUUUUACUUAAAUCAAAGCGAUAAUUUUCAUGCGUUUCAUAUUUAGUUUGAUUUCUGAAACUAUUAAGGCUUCAAGAUCUUUAGAAUGUAUAUGCCUGCACAGCACAUUGAUCAUAUAUCAAAGCUACCAUUUUUUCAUUUCUUCGUAGUUUAAGGAGGAAUAAUUCAGUAACAUCUUUAUUUAUUAUUAAUUUUUUUCCUUUGUAUUCAUAUUUCAGUGCUGGUUUCCCCGGAGAUGUUGGACGUAGUUUUCUAAAAGUGUCGCUCCCUUGUAGUUUAAUGUGUCCUCCUCCGUCUUUUGUCUCUCGCCUGUCGCUGUCCUUCCUUUCCAGCCCGGCUUUGUUGGAACGCAGCACUUUCCUUUCUUAUAAUACCCCUCCUCUGUCUUUGACUGUCGCUUCUCCAUAAACAACGCCAGAUCCCCUUUCCUCCGCUUCCUCGUGUUCCAGCUGACAAUCCC
Molecule: messenger RNA, 3020 nt
Organism: Salarias fasciatus (jewelled blenny)
Lineage: Eukaryota; Metazoa; Chordata; Actinopteri; Blenniiformes; Blenniidae
Gene: parvg
Product: parvin, gamma
Exons: 13
Coding region: 795-1757 (320 amino acids)
Biological process (GO): establishment or maintenance of cell polarity regulating cell shape; actin cytoskeleton organization; substrate adhesion-dependent cell spreading
Cellular component (GO): focal adhesion; actin cytoskeleton; cytoplasm
Molecular function (GO): actin binding
Source: RefSeq, a predicted model, not a curated record